Molecule: messenger RNA, 1105 nt
Organism: Eufriesea mexicana
Lineage: Eukaryota; Metazoa; Arthropoda; Insecta; Hymenoptera; Apidae
Exons: 4
Coding region: 320-1105 (261 amino acids)
Source: RefSeq, a predicted model, not a curated record
UAAGGAUUGUUGUUAGGUGUACGUUAAAUUUGUGUAUAAUGUUUAUUAAAUGUAAUUGAACUUUUUAAUCGAAUGAAAUAGAAAUUUAUUAUUAUUAAAUAUUUCAAGCAUUUUCUUUAUAAAUGAUGAGUAUUAGAAAUGCGUUGAUGCGAUGCAUCGAUUUAAAAUGUACUGGCAAUGGUACUUGAAGUAGAACCACUCGCAAGCUUGUUGUGAAGACAUUUAUGAAAGUGAUAAAGGAAACAAAAUUUUGUAUAGUAAUUGAUUUUCAAAAAAUUCCAUAAAUAGCAAUAGAUCUCUAAAAUUAUUCAAACAGAGCAUGCAUUUCUGGAUUAAUAAACCGGCGGGCAGGUAUUACGGUUUUACUGGCCGCCGAUACCCCGCCACACCUUUACCAAAGACACGCUUCAAUCAAUGUAGAUACAAUGCAGAUUUGAGACAAAUGGUUACUUCACUUCAUCGAUUCCAAAAUUUGAAUGCUAUGGGAAAUAUAGCUAGUUCUAGUAAUAUGAAUAGUUGCAGAGUGAUAAGAACAACAAUAAGACCAAACAAUGAAAUACAAAACAAUUUUCCAGUUGGCUCUACUCAACAUUCCCAGCUAAACAACAUCUCCAACAAUGUAACAACUGCUGGAAAUAAUCAAUUAAUAUUGUCAAAUACUACACCAAAUGUAACAAAUAGAAGUCUUCUAGAUUUUUCUGAAUUUAAUGAUGCAGAACUUGCAAGUUAUAAAUUACGAUGUGGUGUUUGGAUAACAUUUGUAUUUGCAACAGGAUUUGUUGCUGCUGCAAGAUUUUAUUUUGGUGAUAGAGAUCAAAGUAUAGAAAUAUUUGUAUUUUGGGGUCUAUUAACAUUAUCAUUAUUUGCAUGUUUAUUCUCUAUUUUGUAUUGUCGAAAUCAACGCAACAAUCAUCAAGAGCAUCAAAUUCAAGAAGAGCAUAUUGCAUCUGUAACUGCUACAACUACAAUGGCCAAUGAAAAUAUUAGAUCUAUUUCUACAGUAAGACAGAAUCCACCACCACCUUAUCAUAUUGCUAUUUUGAUUCCACCAAAUAAUUCAUCAGAUGAAGCUCCACCACCGUCUUACGACAAGGUUAUGCGAUAA